AGCAUCUGUGCUAAGUCAGACAGUGAACCAUGUUGUGAUUGGGUUGGUGAAGAUGGAGCUGGGCAUUAUGUGAAAAUGGUUCACAAUGGUAUUGAAUAUGGAGACAUGCAGCUCAUCUGUGAAGCUUACCAUCUCAUGAAAACUGGUCUUGGCAUGGAUUGUGAUGAAAUGAGUGAGGUGUUCACGAAAUGGAAUCAAGGGGAACUCGAUUCAUUCCUUAUUGAAAUUACUGCCAAUAUCUUGAAAUUUAAAGAUACUGAUGGCUCUCCACUGGUGGAAAAAAUUCGAGAUGCUGCCGGUCAGAAGGGUACUGGCAAAUGGACAGCAAUAUCUGGACUGGACUAUGGUACUCCUACUACACUUAUUGCAGAGUCUGUAUUUGCUCGCUGUUUAUCAUCAUUGAAGGAUGAACGUGUGAAAGCCAGUAAUGUUUUGGAAGGUCCUGGAGAAGCUGAAUAUUCUGGCGAUAAGCAAGCAUUUAUAGAAAAUAUUAGAAAGGCACUUUAUGCCAGCAAGAUUGUGUCAUAUGCUCAAGGUUUUAUGCUGUUGAGAGAGGCUGCAGCUAAUUUGGCUGGAACUUAAAACUAUGGUGGUAUUGCUCUUAUGUGGAGAGGAGGUUGUAUCAUCAGAAGUGUGUUCCUGGGAAAGAUCAAGGAGGCCUUUGACAAGAACUCUCAGUUAACCAACCUUUUACUGGAUGACUUCUUUAAAGAUGCUGUAGGCAAUUGUCAGUCAGGAUGGCGGGCUGUUGUGGCUCAGGGUGCUCUGCUUGGCAUCCCUACACCUGCCCUGAGUUCUGCACUUGCUUUCUAUGAUGGCUAUAGAUCUGCUGUGCUUCCUGCAAAUCUCAUUCAGGCUCAACGUGACUAUUUUGGAGCACACACUUAUGAGUUGACUGCUGAACCUGGCAAAUUCCAUCAUACUAACUGGACUGGAACAGGUGGCAAUGUUUCUGCAACCACUUAUGAUGUCUAGCAAUUUGUUAAGUGUAUAUUUUCCCCAUCUUUUAAAAAUGCAUAUUUUUGUCUUCAGAUUUGUUCUUAACAAGCUAUUUAAAAGUAGCCAAUGUACUGUUUCUCAUUCACUAUGCCUUUACAGUGGCAUAGUGAAUGAGUGAAAUUAAGGCAUUUUAAAUAUUUUGUAUGUGCUAGUCUAACUACUUAGAUUGUUGAAUUUAUGAAUUCAUAAAUUUACAAAACUAAUAUAUAGGAGAGUCUUAGACCCAGACAUAGUGCUAAUGCACAAGUCCGAAUUAUACAGCGAGAAUUAUUUGAACUUUAAUGAGAUGUGCACCAUAAUCUGUUUCGUGAAAUAAUACAAGUACAGAUUUUACUGUUUUAUGCUUUAGACUGGCCUAUGAGGAUUCCUUGCACUCCUUUCUUCUCUGGGGGCAGUUUUUUCUUUACCUAAUAUGAUAGAAAGUGUAAAAUAUAAAAUCCUCAUACACCGUGAAAUUAUGUAAUGCUUUACAUUCCAUGAUCUUGCAGUCUUAGGUUAACAAAAUCUUAUUUAGCACCUAGAUAUUUAUUAUACAGUAUAUUACACUUUUAUGUUUAUCAGGCUGUAUAACCCUUGUGGCUUGGGGCUUCUUUUUGAUUAUAAUAUGUUUGUUUAUCAGAAUUUUUUACGUAUUACACUGUACACAUUUUAGGUCGAUUGAUUUUGUGUGUGGAUGAAGUAAGGUAUCUUGCAAAAAAAAAAAAAAUGCAACAGAAUUAUACAAUGUUCCUAUCAAAAAAUGUUUAGACCUACGUUUUCCAGCAUAGUCUUGUAUAUUAUGCAGUCAACAAGGAGGGGUGUUAAUGUUGCAGUUUAAAAACUGUAGUGUAAAGCACCCUUCUGGCAAGACAGUGAUGGAGUGAAAUGA
Cherax quadricarinatus is the source of this 1867-nucleotide messenger RNA. The record is from RefSeq and is a predicted model, not a curated record. Lineage: Eukaryota; Metazoa; Arthropoda; Malacostraca; Decapoda; Parastacidae.